AUGUUAAAAAAGUCAAUUAUUCUUAUGUUGUUGUUGGUUCCACUGAUUAAUCCAAAUGUUUAUAUUUUAAAUAUUAACGAGAUCGAAAACAACGAAGUAAAUCGCGAAGAACCUCCACCUUACACUGAAUAUGCCAAAAUGGCUCGUUGGUUAGUACAUAAUGUAGAAUGGACAGCUAUGGGAACAAUCUCAACUUAUCCGACGAUUAAUGGAUUUCCAAUGGUGAAUGUCAUAGCAAUUGCUGACUCAGAAAAAGGUGCAAAGUCUACAGGCAACAUUUAUUUUUAUCUCACCAUGUUGGAUUUCACUGCACAAGAUUUAUCAAAGAAAAAUCAAUUAACUGCCUUAUUAACAAUGGAUCAGAAUCUUUACUGUACAAAACAAAACGUCGAUCCAAUGGAACCAACUUGUGCUCGCAGCAUGAUAAGUGGUGAAGCUUUACGUGUUCCUAAAGAUUCUAAAGAAUUUGAAUUCGCUACAAAUGCCAUGAUAAGUCAUCAUCCAGCAAGUGUUAACUGGCUUAACACCCACAACUUCUUCUUAUGUAAACUCAACAUUUCAUCAAUUUGUAUUCUUGAUUGGUACGGUGGGCCUCAUUUUGUGACUGUAGAAGAUUAUUACAAGGCUGAUAUUGAUUCUAAUAAAAAUAAAUUUCCACAUUUCAACUGA
Molecule: messenger RNA, 669 nt
Organism: Clunio marinus
Lineage: Eukaryota; Metazoa; Arthropoda; Insecta; Diptera; Chironomidae
Source: the annotation of a GenBank genome assembly